This is a messenger RNA of Staurois parvus, 358 nucleotides long. The record is from the annotation of a GenBank genome assembly. NCBI's taxonomy places the organism in Eukaryota, Metazoa, Chordata, Amphibia, Anura, Ranidae.
AUGAUGGUCAAAUCGUACGAUCGUUUUUCCGAAAAGAAUAUGCUCAUGAGCCGUGACCUGGAAGGAACAGAAGUUUUGCCUGUUAUCUGGGGUGAACUUUAUGACUUGGUCGGCCGAUUUUCAAAAUCAUUGAUGGCACUCAUCGGAUUACCGAGCGAACGACGUUUUCGAUUUUCGGACGAAAAGUCGUUUGGAAUUCGACCCAUGUAUAUCCUGCAUUAAUCAUGCACACUUGACGUUUUGAUAACGCUGGUAACAUUAACUACACAGUAAACUCUUUUUUUCAAAAUGUUUGGACUUUUUCAUUUAUAUAGCAAAAAAAAAUAAAAAUCCAGUGGUGAAUAAAUGCCACCAAAAU